AGCACAGCCAUAAGUCGCAAGCAGUACAUUUCGUUUCAAUAGCUGAACAAGUCGUUUGUUGUCCAAGAACCUCUUACCAAGUCCACAAUUUAAAUAAAAAUGAAACUCUUCUGUUUAUUAUUCUCUUUAUUCUUGGUGGAAAGUUUGGCAUAUUAUUAUGAUCGUUAUGUGAAAUUAGUUCACCUCACAAAUAUGGGCAUCAGGCGUGCUUAUCUUAAGAAUGAUUUAAGAGUACGAGGUAGAUCUGGAGCAAAUAGAUUGGAGCAUCUAAUUGAGACAAUAGUUGAGGAAAUCAAUACCGAACUUAUACACCAAGAUUUCCGUAAUCAUAGUAAAAUUUGUUUGUUGUUGGCUGUACCGGACCAUGAUGAAAUUCUCUUUAUGCCAGAACAUCCAGAUCUUUAUUACAAAGCCAAUCUAUACUUUGACAAAAUGCUUCAAGACUUAAAUACUAUAGCAGGAGUUGAUAUGGAAGGAUGUAGUUAUCCAUAUGAAUAUACACUGAAACAACUUGCAAACGAUACAAGAAAAUUAGUUGCUUGGUCUUUAAAAAGUAUAAUCGGACGUCGUAUGUUAGGUGAAUCUGUGCGGGUAGAUGAUACUGAGUCUUUAAUAGCGAAGUGUCUAUUGCUUGGAAUAUAUUUUAGUACCCAAUCUCCUGAAUCAUACAUAAAACAAGUUGAUAUUGACUCAAGAAGCCGUACAUGUAUCACAACGGAUACAAGAAAUAUCCAAAAGAGAUACAGGAAAAUCGAAGGCACGUGGUUUGAAAUACACUCAGGUGAACAACGAGGAGAAUCACUCGAGGCACAAUUACAAUAUGGAUAUCCACGAGUUCAACCCACAUACUAACCUAAUGUCAGAAAAACACUGGCAUCCGUAUUCUGUUCUUUACAUAAUAUAUUAUAGUUUAUCUUAUUAUUAUCACUAUAAUCACUAUAAAAUCAGAAAUUUAAAAAUAUUAUACAUAUAUUUAAGCUGACGGGAAAACAACUGUCUUAGGAUUUUUUCUAUAACAUAUUUCACAUAAUACAUUUUUUGUACAGUAAGUACGUAAUGCUAAAAGCCAAUUUCUGUAUCAUGUCAUGUCUACCGAAAAAAUAA
Messenger RNA from Adelges cooleyi (spruce gall adelgid), 1104 nucleotides. RefSeq lists its product as uncharacterized. The record is from RefSeq and is a predicted model, not a curated record. NCBI's taxonomy places the organism in Eukaryota, Metazoa, Arthropoda, Insecta, Hemiptera, Adelgidae. The coding region runs from base 100 to 852 and encodes 250 amino acids. The transcript is spliced from 12 exons.